UUUUUUUUUCUCAGAAAAGCUCAUCCGCUCUGACAGCAGAGCAAUCCCUUUUUCCAGCGAACAAGACAGUUAAUUUUUCUGCCUGCCCCAGGCCCCUCCCUUUGGCGCUGUCCAGAUUCAAGCCUCAAUUUUCGCCAGUCAGGAAAAAUCAAACAGGCCUCGCUCAUCUUGCUUUUAUAUAGCGUGUAUCUUCAAGCAGUUCCUCGCUUUCUGCUCGGAUGAGCGCGUCAAGACACCCAAAAAGGCCCCAAAGAUCUUUCGACCCACCAGAAGACAUAUUUUCCAGACAAAUUGGCCCUUCUUCUUCUAGUUCACGAACCGGGGCUCGCAGCAGUGAGAUGGGAAGAACCUCUUCCAGCAGCUACUGGUCUACCGUGAUUGACCGACAUCAGUGUGACGGCUGCGGAAGCCACUAUAAUAAUAAGCGGGAGUUGGAGUUGCACAGUACUACUUGUCAGGGCAAUGCAAAGCCUUUUGUCUGUCCCGAGUGCCCGACCGCGUUCAAGAAGAACUCGAACCUGGCUAAGCAUAUGCGCCUCGUCCAUCGUGGGGAGAAGAACUUUGCGUGCACGGAGCCAGGAUGCGACCGGAAGUUUGGCCAAAAGUCAAACCUCAACAGUCACGUGAAGGCUGUGCAUUUGGGCGAAAAGCCUUACGUGUGCGAAGAACAAGGAUGCACACGGAAGUUCUCGCAAAAGAGCGGCUUGAAGGCCCACAUUAAAACGGUUCACCACCACGAAAGACCGUACAAAUGCCACUGCGGCUCAUCCUUUGGUCACCGCGGGGACUUGAACCGACACAUUCGCGUGCUUCAUGACAAAGAGCGUCCCUUUGUGUGCCCACAGUGCCCAGAUCGGAAGGCGUUUGGGCGGAAAUCGGUUUUGAUGCGUCACUUGUUAACACACCAAUCCGAGCCGAGUUCGUCGUCUACCCGUCGCUAAGACGUGUGCGCGGGAUGAUGUGAAGCGAGCAGGUUUUGGAACGACGCUCAAAGAAUGGAGUACAGCUCGAAGUCGCAAAAAAUGGCCGCCGAGACGGGCGCCAGCAUUUCAUCUAACUGUAGCAGUACAGCUCCACUGUUAUCAGAUUUCGUCCAAGGGACGGAACGGGUCGUGGGGCGGCUGCGACUAAAACGAUCGCAGGAUCGACCACUUGUUUAUUAUUUGCGGUGAUACGUUUUUUGCAACCCGGAAAGGGAGUUAUGGCAGAGUGAGGAGUACAGGGAAGACAGUAGAAUAGCCUGGAAACAGGAACAUUGCAGAGAAAAAAAAAAAACCACCCACCCACACACACACACACACACACACCCACACACCCACACCCACGCACAUAGAAACGAGGAUGGGAGUGAUGAAACCACCACCCAUUGAGCAAAAUUACGUAAGGACAGAGGCAUAGAUAAAGUCCAGUGCAUCCCCAAA
Molecule: messenger RNA, 1421 nt
Organism: Chondrus crispus (carragheen)
Lineage: Eukaryota; Rhodophyta; Florideophyceae; Gigartinales; Gigartinaceae
Exons: 4
Coding region: 219-941 (240 amino acids)
Cellular component (GO): nucleus
Source: RefSeq, a predicted model, not a curated record